Strongylus vulgaris is the source of this 288-nucleotide messenger RNA. The record is from the annotation of a GenBank genome assembly. Lineage: Eukaryota; Metazoa; Nematoda; Chromadorea; Rhabditida; Strongylidae.
AUGGAGGAGACGGAGAAAGUUAAGGUCGUUGUGAGAUGUCGACCUAUCUCUCAGCAGGAGCUAAACCAAGGCCAUAAGGUCGCGGUCCGAGCUUCUGCGGAAGAUAACUCUGUGAUAUUGGAACAACUAAAUGGAAAAGAGGAGCCUAGACGAACAUUUUUCUUUGAUGCCGUCUUUCCACCGGACUGUGACCAAAUGCGCGUGUAUAACGUUGCUGCAAGACCGAUCGUGGAGAAUGUGCUAAAAGGUUAUAACGGUGAGCAUAACCUACUUGAAACGGAUAACUGA